AUGUCUGCUAAUCAAACAAUGUUCAUAUUUAUUUAUUUAUUACUUAUAUUAAAAAUGAAUAUAAUUUAUGGAUUUGAUGCUGGUUUUAUAGAAUUAAUAUCAUCUCGUCAACAGAAUAAAGAUACAACACAUUAUGGCAUGACUGUGUGUGCACUUUGUCGUGUAACACUUGACUAUUUAAAAUCAACAUAUAAUGUAGAUACAGCAUAUUUAGAUACAAAAUUUGAUGAAACUAAUGGGCAAUGUCAAGAAGAUAUUGUUCAAAGUAUAAUAAGUCUAUUAAGAACUUCUCAAAUGAAAGGUAUUAAUCCAUGGCUUUAUUCAGCCACAGUUAAGACAAUAGCUUCAGCAAAUACAAAAACUGAUUUAAAGGAAAUGUUUAAAGAAGCAAGUCAUUUCGAUAGUGAAUCAUUUAUUGGAGGUUCAAAAUUAAUUAUGAAAAGAUAUCAAUCAACAUUAGUUGCCAUUCUAGAAUCUGAUAAUUAUGAUCAAGGACGCAAAACAUUCGGUGAAAUGUUACAUACAAUACAAGAUUUUUACAGUCAUACAAAUUAUAUUGAACUAGCCUAUAAUUCACCCAGUGAUGUACUUGGUAAAAGAAUUUUUGGAGCAAAUGAAUUUGCAUCGGCUGAUAUGAGAACAUGUAUUAGUUGUGAUGAACAACAAUGUCAAAUAAAUACAAAUAUCGAUCAAAGUGUACUCAAAACGAAAUUACUUACAAGUGGCUAUUUUAUACCAUUUGGUUUUAAUUUCUUGA
Messenger RNA from Rotaria sp. Silwood2, 757 nucleotides. Lineage: Eukaryota; Metazoa; Rotifera; Eurotatoria; Philodinida; Philodinidae. The record is from the annotation of a GenBank genome assembly.